UCAUUAAAGAUAUCCACGUUUUACAACCUGAGGAAGAGUUAAUCAUAUAUAUUUCCGUCUGAAUAUUUAAAUAUUAUAUUCUGGUGGGGUUUUUAUAGACAUUAAGCUGGUCUAACGUUCAUUCAGUUGUCAUCGUGAUACCGCUCAAAUGACAUCGUCGCUAUUCAAAUAGAAUCUACUCUGUUAUUUUCAUAAAUAUAUUUUCGCAUAUUUAUUUAUUGCAAUUAAAUUUAGCCAAAUAAUCACAAACAUCCAAAGAAUUUAAGUUUCACUGAAAAAAUAAAUUUUUAAAUAAAAUAGAGAAGGUGAAAAAAUUCAUUAAGAAGAAGACGAAGUAUAAAAAGUUAAAUAAUAAUAAUAUUAAAAUAUUUUUUAUUAGAAAAAUUACCGAGCAAGUUUUACUUUCACGCUUUGGCAUUUGUCGUGUUCUCGAUUGUACAACUAAAAUAUCGAAUCGUACAUGUGUGUACUUACACGAUAUAAUUGCGUAAUAUGAGUGUAUGAAAUAAAAAUACGGAGAGUGAGAAAGAUAAUGACAACAUAUUCGCACAAUGCGUGAUCUACCUAUUCACAUUGUGCAGAUCUAGCAUGGAAAUAAGUCAUUUAAUAAUUUAAGAUAAAUUAUAACACGACUCACAUUUUAUCCUAUGACAGGAUCUGAUUGUAUUGUGAGUUUUGAAGUAUAAAAUUGAAAAACAAGCACCGGAAUGUUUAAGAAGAUGCGCGCGCAUUGGGCUGACGGUUCACCACCACCGUGCGCUCAGGUUCAGGUGCAAAACCAGGAUGAGGAGGAAGAUCCAACAGGCAUUCAGUGUAACUUUACAACGCAAGCUGAUAGUUUGUACAACGACUUCAAGGACACGUCGACUAUGCCACCGUGUGUUACGUCCACGAUGAGUGUCGGUGACUCGAAUCAAAUGACAAUUUCCGCAACUGAGUCCGAGUUACAGGAUAAUAACAAUCAAGUAAAUACACCUGCAAGUGCUCCGAAAACUCAAGGUGCAGCGACUAUUGGAUGGAGUACACCUGUAAAAGAUAACAAAACUAUGAAAAGUAAUAAUUGUGACAGAGCACCAUCAAUGGCUAAUUGUUUAUCUACGACAGUUCCCGUUAAUUUGAAAGCCUCACAAAUCGCCGGAAGACAUACGCCUACUCGUAGUUCUUUGAGGCACAGUAGAAUGAUUGUUAUGCAUCGCACUGGUAACAUUCCAAGGAAAUCACGUCCUCCACUUCUACGUCGGCGUAAACUAUCAAGUACAUUAGCAGCGAUCCAAACAAUCCUUGGGAUAGCAGUGACCUCUCUAUCACUUUGGUUACUCUUAUGGGCACCAAAUUUGCCAUUUAUGGACAAUCCAUACUGGAGCGGAAUGCCGUUACUCUUCUCAGGAAGUUUCGGAAUAUGUUUGCUGUGCUGCUUCAAAAAAGAGUACCCAGGUUUGAGUCCAGGGUUCUGUUUAACAGCAACCAAAGUAAUGAGCUUCUUUCUGGCUGCGCUGGCAGCAAUAACGUGUCUAGUAGCCUGCAUCACAUCCGCAAUUCACCUGAUAAGACUGAGCGGAUUAGAAUGCACACCAGCGCGUGUAAUAAACGCGACGUGUGCAUGCAGAUCACGUAGCGAGCUUGCAAGUACCUCUGAGCCGGUUUUCAAGUACGUUGAUCUCAACUGUCCUGAAGUUGAAGGCGUCUUAACUAUUUUGCUAAUCUUCUCUUCGAUAUGUAACGCCUUGGGGGCAAUUAUCGCCGGAUGGUAUUGCUAUCUCCACUGGAGUACGCGCGACAAACGGCCUCAGUACUUUAAAGUGAGAUCGAGCUCACGAGCUCCUCUCGAUUCGAGGCCGAUUUACAACCCUAAUUUGAACAGACGAUGACACCCAUGAUAUAUAUUUUUUUAAUUUAUUAUAAUUACAAUGAUAAUUAUUAAUUAUUAAUUACCAAUACCAUCACAAGUAGUCUUAAUACGUCCAUUUUAGUCAUACGUCAAUGUUCAGUAUUUUAAUAAUAAAAUAAUAAUUGUAUAGUUACUAGUAAUUAAUUAAUAUUUAAUAAGAUUAAAAUAUGUAAAUGAUAUUACUGAUGUGGAGUGAACAAUGCUCAUUAG
This is a messenger RNA of Cotesia glomerata, 2098 nucleotides long. RefSeq lists its product as uncharacterized. NCBI's taxonomy places the organism in Eukaryota, Metazoa, Arthropoda, Insecta, Hymenoptera, Braconidae. Gene Ontology annotation, cellular component: dystrophin-associated glycoprotein complex; sarcolemma. The record is from RefSeq and is a predicted model, not a curated record. The transcript is spliced from 8 exons. The coding region runs from base 708 to 1868 and encodes 386 amino acids.